GGACGUUUUAAUAGGUAACCCUGAAUGCUAACUUCAUCUCUGUCACGAUCCUUUUCAAUCCCUCUUUUAAAAAGUGACACAACAAAAUGUCUAAGAGAGGACGUGGUGGUUCCGCGGGAGCGAAGUUCCGUAUCUCACUGGGUUUACCAGUGGGUGCCGUUAUAAACUGCGCCGACAACACAGGAGCAAAGAACCUCUAUGUGAUUGCUGUGCAAGGUAUCAAGGGUCGCCUGAACAGGCUCCCAGCUGCCGGCUCUGGUGACAUGAUUGUAGCCACUGUCAAGAAAGGCAAACCUGAACUCAGGAAAAAGGUAAUGCCGGCAGUGGUUAUCAGGCAACGGAAACCGUUUAGAAGGCGGGAUGGAAUUUUCAUAUAUUUUGAAGAUAAUGCAGGCGUCAUAGUGAACAACAAGGGAGAAAUGAAAGGCUCAGCCAUCACCGGACCUGUUGCCAAAGAGUGCGCUGAUCUGUGGCCCCGUAUCGCCUCAAACGCAAGCUCAAUAGCUUGAGUAUAAUAUAAACUUAAGAAAAA
Messenger RNA from Papilio machaon (common yellow swallowtail), 532 nucleotides. RefSeq names its product 60S ribosomal protein L23 (gene RpL23). Gene Ontology annotation, biological process: translation. NCBI's taxonomy places the organism in Eukaryota, Metazoa, Arthropoda, Insecta, Lepidoptera, Papilionidae. The transcript is spliced from 4 exons. The coding region runs from base 87 to 509 and encodes 140 amino acids. Gene Ontology annotation, molecular function: large ribosomal subunit rRNA binding; structural constituent of ribosome. Gene Ontology annotation, cellular component: cytosolic large ribosomal subunit; ribosome. The record is from RefSeq and is a predicted model, not a curated record.